Messenger RNA from Dentiscutata heterogama, 1179 nucleotides. NCBI's taxonomy places the organism in Eukaryota, Fungi, Glomeromycota, Glomeromycetes, Diversisporales, Gigasporaceae. The record is from the annotation of a GenBank genome assembly.
AUGAAUUGUAGUGAUGUUCGUCAAGAGGUAAAGGCAUAUAAUUGCAGAGAAGUUAAACCAGAGAAUAAAGAAACCGCCAUUCUAAAAUCUCAGAUCACUCAGUUACAAACUGCCAAUUCAAAUGCUAAACUAGAAAUCGAGACUUUGAAAAGCGAGAAUUCAGGUUUACGAAAGGAGUGUAAUAGUAAGUCAAGUACAAUAAGCUCAUUACGUGAGCAAAUUGCAAAUUUACUUCAUGAAAAUAAAAAGUUAAGCCAAGCCGCUAGUAGUAACAAACAUAAUAGUGAAUAUAAUACUUGGCAUGAUGUUAAUUGUGAUUCAUGUGGACUUCAAAUAAAAGGAUACCGUUAUAAGUGCGGUAAUUGUGCCAACUUCGAUUUAUGUGAUACAUGUAUUGGUUCGAAUCAUAAUCCAGAUCACACAUUCCUCAAAAUCAAAUAUCCUGUUAAUAUUGACCCACGAAUUAUAUUACUUCCAAGAUUCCCUUUUGCACUGACGGAAACUUGCGUGCAUACCGAAGUUACUUGCGAUAUUUGUGGAAAACUUCCAAUUUGUGGCAUUAGAUAUCAGGAAUGGUUCAAUGAAGAUUUGCAAGAGGUUUUCUGGAAGGAUGUUGAAUGCCGAGUGAAUGAUAUUAAAAAAAUACUGAUGAACAAGCCUAAGGAUGAUGAGAAAGUUGAUGUAGUUAAGAAAUAUGUGAAAAUGGAAAAUAUAUUGACAGGAGACAAUGCAGUUAGAUAUCUAUUCGUUCUGUUCUAUUAUCUUCGCUAUGUUUUACAACUUUUAUCUAAUGAUGCAGGAAUUUUUGCUGUAUUUACAGAUACAGCUUCAAAUAUUUCGAACUUCUCACCUGCCUCCAAACGUGAUCGGUCACAAAAAGUUUCUAGCAAAAUAUUUCAAUUAUUUAAACUGUUUUACUUGAUAUAUACCAUAGACAUAAAUGCUGAUUUGAAAAAAGUAUCAAUAAUGAAAGAUUUUGAAUAUCCACAAUAUUUCUUUAUGUAUGGAAGGCCCUUAUGGAGUUCACUAAUGUCACCUUUUCUUGAUAAUAUUAAAGGAUUCGAAUCAUAUAGUAUUACAUGGAUAAGCUUGUUGGUGGAACAACUUAUACUUAUUAGAAAAAGGAAUAUAAAAAUCAUAUCAGCAUCAACAGGAGGGAACGUACCCGAUCCAAAGUGA